CGCCCACCCCUCCAUCACACGGAAGUUUCCGUGGUGCAACAAAAUGAACAGCUGUGCGAAGUGUUAUCUCCCUCCGCUUUAUUGUUUACAUUUCUUAAUUGUUUACUCACACGUUUUCCCGGGGUGCUGAAUGUUAUGUGGCAUUAAAUAGUUAUUGACUGACAUUUUAAGCUGGAAAUAGUGCCACUGGAGCCUUUGAAUUAGUCAAAAUGCCGAACCGUGAGACCCUUGAAACUCAAAUCGCGUCUGUGAUGGAGAUCUUGGCAAAAACUGCAGUAGCAGAAAUAUGUAAAGUUGUAGACAGUGGUUGCUUGGAAUUUAGGGUAGAAAUGUGUCGCAGACAAAAGGAGAUUGAAGCUCUGCGCAAGAAAGUACGCUGUCUGACAUCAACUCGAGAAUCGUGGUUGGGUUUGGUUCCUCCACAGCGGCGCACAGUUGGGGUUCAGGUCGACACGGAACAAGGUGUAGCUGAGAACCAGGGAGUGGCACGGGUGCCGUGUCAGGGUGAACCCAAAAGCAGAGCUGCUCCUGGGCUGACCGUGAAGGUUGAGCAAAGGCAGGGGCAUACUGCCCAGGACACUGUCGGUCAGCAGAGUCCUGGAGAGGAAUUUGCAGUGGAUUUCUCUGUGUCCGAGGUGGACUUUCCUUUGUGGGCGCCUGACAUGUCAGGUUCAGGUGGUCCAGACUGCGAGCUCGGCGAGGCCUCUUUCAGUGCUCCAACACAGUCACCCGGCCAAACAGAUUCCUCCGCUGACCCGCACCCUGGUGUCAGAGACGCUGAUCCUCAGUUCAGUCCAUCACCAUUAGAGAAACCCAGCUGCGGUGUCCUCCCUGCCGCGUUGGCGGCACCUAUCAAGAUGGAGCACAGAAACCAGUGUGUGUCCACCUCUAGAUCAGGCAAAGCUGAAACAACCGGCCAAGAUGGACACACAGGCACCUGGCGUUCACACGCAGCUGAGGAGGACGAUGGGAAACAUGAGACACUCGCUCGUGCGGACAGCGGUCAGCAGGGGGAGCGCAGGGGGCAGGGUGAGGGCACUGACUGGGGUGCUGGGGGGAGACUGUUCCUGUGUCCCGGCUGUGGACAGGGCUUCCCCUGCUACCAGCAGCUCCAGGCUCACAGACAACAGCAUGCUGGAGAGAGGGGCACCAAAUGUGGCAUGACACCUGUCAAUGGAGCUGUCCAGAGAGCCAGUGCUGACAAACAGCCCAAGUGCACAGAAGAUGAAGAUUGGAAUUGUGAGGUUGAGAGAAAACUCCAGCUAGAGCUUCAGCGUUUACAGGACUCCUUUUCCACACAAGACACGGAACAGCAGGACCGACACUCACAUCUCACACACUCUCAGGACUCGACCUCUGCUCUCACACACUCUCAGGACUCGACCUCUGUGCUUACGCACACUCAGGAGCCUGUGGGGUUUGGAGAGCUGCAGCUGGAGCUGAAGGCUGAGCGGGAGGAGGAGGAGGAUCAGAGCCUUCACCAGGGGGCAGUAGAGUGUGCGUACAGAACAGGAGACCUGGGGCAGAUGGAGGAGUCUGAAUUUGGACUGGGUCUUCAGGGAGAAGCUUCUGGAAGCAGACCACUACACCUGGGUCUGAAACACCCAGCAUGGUAUUGUGCAGACUCCCUAAAGGAAGGUGCUGCGUUCGCGUCCCCCUGGAAUGGCGGGGCAGGGACAGGGGCAGGUGUAGACCCUCCCCAGCAGAGGAUGCUCACAGAGAGGCCAAGCUUGAGUGGGAGGGGCCUCGUCCCCACAAUCCCACAAGAGCUUGCUGCAGCUUCAACUCGGUCGAGAGAGUCGGUGUUCUCUUCCGGCUCCUGCCUUGCCAGUGCCGUGCCUUCUCUUAGCCACGCCUUCCCAUCCUCCUCUUCUUCCUCCUUCUCUUCUUCCUCAGUGGUUCACAGGCGUCUCCUCGCCACGACGGCAGAAGCCGCGGCAAGCGUGGGGCCUUCCCAGCGCCUCUUUCGCUGCCCGUCUUGCCCGAAGAGUUUCGGCCGCGCCACAGACCUGGAGCGCCACCGGCGCAUCCACACGGGCGAGCGUCCAUUCGGCUGCGGCGUGUGCGGCAAACGCUUCAGCCUGCGCUGCAACCUGGUGACGCACGAGCGUGUGCACAGUGGCAGCAAGCCCUUCGCCUGCCGCCACUGUGGUAAGCGCUUCGCCCAGGCGUCCAACAUGAAGGCGCACCAGCGCAUCCACACGGGAGAGAGGCCCUUCCACUGCCGGCUUUGCAGCCGCAGCUUUACGCAGCUCAGCAGCCUCAAGACCCACCAGAGACUGCACAGCAGGGCCACCACCAGCCAGUACUGAACACACGACAGGGAUAAAAACUACAACGCGAAAGACCAAGAGUCGCUAUCGAAGCUUGCAUCGACUCUAAGUGAAAAGGGUGUUGCACACAAACUAUGGAUGGAGCAGCCAGAGA
This is a messenger RNA of Alosa sapidissima (American shad), 2427 nucleotides long. RefSeq names its product peptidyl-tRNA hydrolase domain containing 1 (gene ptrhd1). The coding region runs from base 210 to 2312 and encodes 700 amino acids. Gene Ontology annotation, molecular function: peptidyl-tRNA hydrolase activity; RNA polymerase II cis-regulatory region sequence-specific DNA binding; DNA-binding transcription factor activity. The record is from RefSeq and is a predicted model, not a curated record. Lineage: Eukaryota; Metazoa; Chordata; Actinopteri; Clupeiformes; Clupeidae. Gene Ontology annotation, biological process: regulation of transcription by RNA polymerase II. The transcript has 4 exons.